GAAUAUUACUCGGAUAAAAUUCUAUCAUGUUUAUUUUCAUUGAUCUUCAACAGUAAUUUCAGUAAUUAUCGGUUGUGAUAGUUCCACAGAUUGACUGUGUGUACAACAUGGCCAUAUUAUUCAAGCCCAAUGACAAGGGCAGUCGUGAACAAAAUCGUCAAUUUUAUGUUUGUAUCUACCUAGCUCAUUGUGAACACCCGAUUGUGAACGUUUUUAUUAUAAGUGUAAUGUGUUGAACUAAUGUGUUCCCAUUGUUAUUACCUGUUUCGAGUGAUAAGCUGUGAUACCAUCUGCACCAAUAUUUCUUGUUACUUUAAGCGACUAUUUGGUUUACCGUCGACAGCAACGAUUACGUCCGUUUUGGGAAACACACAAUAUGUUAUAAUGAGCUGGUAGUCAUGAUAGUGGCAACUACAGAUUGAUCUGCCUAUUUGUUAGAUGUUAGCUUGAUAGUAAUGUUUUUUUUUUUAUGAAAUUAUUUAAUUGUGAUACUGGUAGCCUUUACGCGAAGAUAUUACUCAUGUAUUAUGGAAGUAUUCGUUUCAGGUAAUAAAAAUUAAAUUAGCUUGAAAAUGAUAACGUUUUCACCGACGGUAAAGGGCCUGUUCUCUUUAUGAUUUUUUUAAGUUAACAAGUUUUAAGUAACAAGUGUUAGCAUUAUUUUAGUAAAUUAUUGGCGGUAUUGUUGGAUCUGCAGAAAUAGUUAUGCGAAUAACGUCUAAGGGAAUAACUGCUAUUCGAAGGUUUAUUUUUGUGAUUUUUAAAAUCUAUCGGAGUCGGUAAAGUUCCCGUAAAUGCAUUCAUUGCUAUAUGUUAUUCAAAGUAUAAUUUACCAGAUAGGUUGCAAUAGGUGCCACAAUGAUUUUUGCGCUACAGAAAAUGAGACAAUAUAAGCCAAAUGUAUAGAACCAAAUUAAUACGAUGAGACCACAGGCACCAGGUCGUCAAAUGCUAUUUCUAAAUAUGCAAAUACGUUCGCAUGAUUCCUUUUUUUGCUAUUUUCGCCAGUCGUUAGCGCAUUCGAGCUUUGUCAGACAAAAACACUUUUCAGUGUUAAAUUUUGCGAAACAAUUUUGAAAAAUUGGUCCCCCUAUCAACCUUUUGUCAAAACUCUAUUCCACCACGAGUUGCCUCUUAACUCGCAGAUGAGUAUUUUAAUAUGGUGUUUUCUGUACUAUAUUCACAUUUUAUUUACGAGCUUGAGCUACAACUUAAGGUUUUAUGGAAGGCGCUAGGUGAAAUGUUUAAAAGAAGGCCAACUUAUCAAAAUUUAUAGUGCGAGUCACCGGUGAGGUUCUAAAUAAAUGUUUUAUUAUUCAGAUCUGCUGAAGAGAACGCUUCAAGAGGAGUUCAACAGCAUGCGUUCGUAAAUUCUUACAUUUCAGUAAUGGUGUGGAACAGUAUUAAAAAACAGUCUACUCGAGCAUCACUUAAACCAGCCGCAGUGAAAUAUUUUCACUGACGCUCUUCGGCAAUACUUUGAUUGAAAAUUCCAAUUGUUUAGACAGUGCAUGCUAAAUGGGAAAGCAAAUGUUUUUACCUCCGGUGAAAAAUGGCACAACGGCCCAUGUGACUUAAUACCACCAGGUCAUCUGAAAAAAAGUGUUUCUUACAUAAUUAAUGCAUAGUGUUUAUCAUCCGCUAUUUAAGCCAACUGCAUAAAUAUUAGACAAUGAUUUAAUUGCCAUGUUCUACACCACCAGAAUCUGAUUGCCUUCGGAUUUCUUAACUAGUGUCGCAUAUAUUAGUUCUCGAAAAAAAUUGACCAUGUUUCUAGCCAGAUGGCUUUAAAGUCGUAUAUUUCACGCCAUAUUAGUUACAUCGACAUUUUCAUUUGAAGGCUGAGAUUUGUUAGAACUUCUGAAAUGUCUUUAUUCAGAUUUAAGAUAGAAUAUUUUGACGAUGGGCGAAAUGUUUGCUAAAAUUUACUGUCUUUUACAGUUGUAUUACGAUGAAGGCAUAGUUUCUGAUCAGGCCCAUAAAAAGUUAUGCUAUUUAUGGUUAAAACGCAUUAUCGGAAUAAACGCCCCAAAGAUAGUUCUGUCGCUUUUACUCUGCAAAUUUCGAUACGAAAGAUGCUGCUUGUAGUUGUUGACAAGUUAUGGAAAAAGCUCACGAAGUUAUCGCAAAAGUCUGUGUAUUACACAAUCUGUAGCAAAGCCCAGACUGACGCCUAACAAGGCGAUUCUAUGAGUUUGGUGGAAUUAGAAAGAAUCACACGCUGUGAGUUGCUGCCGCUUGGCAGAACGAUCGAUUCCAACCUCUGCUGUCAACAACUAACAAAAAAGGCGACCAGAAUUAAUGAAUAGAAAGGGAGGGGCAUUGUCUUCAAUUAUGACAUUAGUAGAUAAUAAACACCUUUAGCUAUCCGGCAAAAAUCGAGAAAGAGCUUUGAUGGAAGUUUGAAUAUAUUCACCGUAUUGUCCAAAUCUCGUACUAUCAGACUAUCAUCUAUUUCAGUUUCUGCAGAACUUUUCUAAUGAUGCAGUUUCAAUGGAAGAAUGCAAAGGUUAUUUGUCACAGUUUUUCGCCCAGAAACCACAGAUGUUUUACAAUAACGAAAUUGUGGUGUUACCACCAAAUGGCAGCAGGUCAUCGAUCCAAAUGACGCAGAUUUAGUUUAAAACUAUUGCUUUUGUUAGAAAUGGUCAAUACUUUUUUGAUGACCCAACAUGCGUUAAGUAGUACUUUAUUGAAAGCGAAUGAUGAUUUUUACAAAAUAUGAAAACAUACGUUAAUGUUUAUAGUGAAGCUAAGAUGUCAUUGCGAACCCGUCCAGGAAACGCCCGUUCUAAAAUCCGUCCAAAUAAUUUACGAAAGAAACGAGUUGAUUAAAUGCUGAUAUGUUCAGUUGAUAUAAAUUAAUAUUAGAGAAAUCGAUUGAUUACGUUUUCAAAACACAAAUAUCAAACCUCAUAUCAGCUUCUCCUGCCGAAAAAAGAAAGAGCUUCGCAACAUCAUCAUGAAGUUGGCUCAAUUUGUAGCCCGGAACGGCCCCGAGUUUGAGGAGAUGACUAAGCAAAAGCAAAGGGACAAUCCAAAAUUUGAGUUUCUAUUUGGCGGACCCUUUCAUCAAUACUACGUCUGCCAGGUCAAGGCUCAGCAUGCGGCUCUUGUUGGACAACGGGGCCAGGACUUCCACGGAGCAUGGCCGAAUACCUACCCCUCUCAUCAAGGACAAAACACUAAUUGUGUCCUUCGACUUCAAAAUCAAGUCAACAAGCCGCUGGUGCGAUCUCCACCCCGAAACCAGAAUCAAGGAGCACCGGAGCCAUGGGCAGACGGUCCGUCUGCACCCUGGGGCCCACCAGGAAUGGGAGCAACACCAAUGGGAGGUUCUCCUAUCGGGCCAGGGCCAAUAGCACCGAACAUGGGAGGACCACCUGUUGGUCCAAUGUGUUCUAUGGGCCCUCCCCCAUGCGUACCACCAAUGGGAAAUUUAGCAACUACCCCUGGUGGUCCAAUGGGCGGAAUGACCGGUCCGCCACCAGGUGGCCUACCAAUGCCCCCAAUGCUACCAGGGCCUCCUCCUCCCCCUGGAACAGAUUGGGUUCCUCCACCAGGAACCAGUCCAAACCUUAGUUCUACAGGGGGUGCUGGAAAUACCGAAGUCAUCGAAACACUUAAGAAACAGAUCCAAGAAAGUCAGGCCCAAAUUCAACAGUCCGAGGCCAACCUGGCAGCCCAGCAUUCAUGCCUUAUGUCAGGCCAGCAGCGAGUCCUUGACGAAGCAUUAAAGGAUGCUGUCAAGGAAAAAAUUGCGGCUCGCGCCAAAGAUUGCGGCCUCGAAUUGGACGAAUUCGACCGAAAACUAACUGCCGUAAUGGAAACUUGCACGAAAGAAGCCAUCUCGCACGGAAAGACAUGGAUACUUUCUCGUGCAACAGAUCAAGCUCGGGCACAGGUUGUAGCUGAGCACCUACUCCGGCGAGCAACUGAAGCAGGGACAAUUCCAUUCGAGCAUAAACUGCACAUUGUUUAUCUCGUUAAUGAUUUGUUACAUCAUUGUCAACGGAAAGGUCUGGACGUGAUGAGUCGAGCACUUAAGGACAUCGCCGUUCCUCUGUUUUGUACGGCAUGUAAUGAGUGUCCGACGGAUCGCUUAUGUAAGCUAGAUAAGCUACGAAAUCUGUGGACGGCGAAUCAGUACUUCGACGAAGGUGUCGUCGGUCAACUCAACGAUCCUCUGCAAAGUGCUGCCAACUAUCGGGCACGGCUCAUUGCAGAAAAUCAAGACGUGCUGCAACGUGCCACAGCGGAUGUUCAGGCGAAAUACGCUGGCUUCCAGAAACAACACAUGGAUUUCGUGGCGCAUCUGACCCAACAGGUUGUUCGACUGCAAGCUGACCUGGCAAGAGAAGAAAGUCGGCCUCCACCUCCGCCUCCUCCUCCUAGGGAGUCUCCAUCUCAAGGAACACCGUCAAUCCCUCAAGGAACCCCAGGGCUCCCAGGAAUGCCUCCGACUAGUAAUCGUUGGAGGCCCCAGGCACAACCAGAAGUAAACGGAAUGCGUUCAUAUGCUGAGAGGCGUGAAGGUGACGUUUUAAUGUACUCUGGAAGCGGGGGUGACUACGGUGAAAGGCGGGACCCCUCAGAGUAUCCCUCCCAGGGGGGCUACGACUAUAACUACGUCCAGCCGGAAGUAAUGCCCGAGUCGUUUGUGCCCGAUCUACCCUAUUACAAACUUCCUGCUGGUCUCAUGGUACCCGUAGUCAAGCUGUCAGAUUGCACUUACGAAGCUUUAAACCCUGCUGAGCUUCGACUGCCCCCGAAAUUACCGCCCAGCGAGCAUCUGCUAUCAGCUCUAGAAGCCUUUUAUGCCCCACCAUCGCAUGACCGUCCACGAAACGUCGAAGGCUGGGAGCAACUUGGCAUUUAUGAAUUCUACAAAGCAAAGAAUGCGGCCAAAGCAGAGAAAUACAAAGAUCAACCGAUUCCACAAGACGGCUAUACCUCCACUGGGGAAUCUGAUGAAGAAGCACAACGCCUCGAAGAUGUCGAGCGUUCAGAGAGGAAUCGGCGCAACGCAGAGAGAGAAGCACGCCGAGUCGGUCGAAAACGUUUUCGAGAAACUCCGCCACCUCACGAAGAAAUCCCUAGCUUGUCACCCAGUCCACCACCGCCAAAUCCGCGCGAUAGGUCUGGCGAGAAAGAUCGUAGCCCUAGUCGAUCAGAAAGAUCCAGAAAACGUCGCAGUCAGCAGUCAUCCCCACCGCGUAGACGCAGCCCCUCUCCAGAGAUUCGGCCAUCAUUUGGAACUCCAGUUGCCCAAGUUCCUCCACAGCGGUUGGAUGAAAGUAACAAGGGUCAUCAGCUCCUGAAGAAAAUGGGCUGGGCAGGCGCGGGCCUAGGCGCGUCUGAACAGGGCAUCGCUGAACCGAUCAAAGAAGCUGAGGUUCGCGACCGCAGUGAUAUGUACAGGGGUAUUGGUAUGGGAAGUUCUUCGGAUGAUCUGUAUGAAAACUAUCGAAAGAGUCGAGGCCAGCAUUUCAUCAGUAAAAUGCGUGGAGCAGAGUCAUCGCGCUAAUGGGCUUGAUGUUUUCCAUGCGCAACUAUCUGCUCGGUUUGCUGUAUUGCAAACCUUUCCGAAGGCAAGCCAAACACAGUAAUACGCUCUCUUUUGACGCCGGUGAUUCGGCUGUCAAUGCAGUAAUGGGAAGACCUCCAACGUAUUUCACCUCAUGAAGAAAUUAGUAGAUAAUUCUUCAAUAAGUAUUAAUAUCAUAAAUAAAUUAAAUGUCUACGUGAAUUGUUCA
Molecule: messenger RNA, 5756 nt
Organism: Varroa destructor (honeybee mite)
Lineage: Eukaryota; Metazoa; Arthropoda; Arachnida; Mesostigmata; Varroidae
Gene: scaf6
Product: SR-related CTD associated factor 6
Biological process (GO): RNA processing; intracellular calcium ion homeostasis
Cellular component (GO): perinuclear region of cytoplasm
Molecular function (GO): RNA binding
Source: RefSeq, a predicted model, not a curated record